Messenger RNA from Drosophila bipectinata, 3320 nucleotides. Lineage: Eukaryota; Metazoa; Arthropoda; Insecta; Diptera; Drosophilidae. The record is from RefSeq and is a predicted model, not a curated record.
GCGAGAUAGAGUGUGGAGCUAAGAGUAAACGAGACGGAGACAAUAAGACUGAAGCUGUCAAACCUCACACAAAAUGCGAGCAAGAAGAAGAAACGGCAGCUCCAACUCACACCAACAACAACAAGAGCAACAACAAGAAGAAGAGCCACAAAUACAAAAACAUCAAAAUCAAAGGUUAAUCCUUGGCCCAGGAUUCUGGCUGCUAAUGUUGCUAAUUGUUGGCCAAGCAGUUAACGGUGCGAAUACUUCCACCAAAAUCGAUGAACCGAAAACCCCAGCUGCCGGGCGGCAGGAUAUGGCCGAGGGAGAGGCAGACCCCUGGGCGGCGCAGGAGGAGGUGGAACCUCAGCGGUUGACCCUCUCGAGGCCGCCGAGAGCCGGGCGGAGCGAGCGCCAGGCGGAGGAGGAUCAAGUGGACAGGUGCCGGCUCUUUGUCGAGGGGGAUCCCACCAAGAACGAGCUCUACAGUCCCGAGUAUCCCAAUCUCUAUCCAAAGAAUAUCAAUUGCACGCGAGUGAUUAAAGCGCCAAAGGGCCAAGUCAUACGCCUGGACUUUCGCAACUCGUUCAAUAUCGAGGCCAAGGAGGAGUGCAAAUUUGAUUUCCUCGAAAUACGCGAUGGACAGUAUGGUUUUUCGACGUCACUGGGAAAAUUCUGUGGCACCGAUUUUCCACCGGAAAUCACCUCCAAGGAGCGAUAUUUGUGGCUGCAUUUCCACUCCGACGAGACCAUCGAGUAUACGGGCUUUAGUGCCGUGUAUGAGUUUCUGGACAGGAAUCGGGAUGCGCCAAGUACGGAUCUCAAUUGCACCAUCGAGCGAGAUGGCUAUGAGGGAUUCGUAAACUCCACGGACGUUCCGGCGGAGAUACGAGAGCAGGUGAUCCGGAAUAAGGUUCCAUUGGAUUGUAUUUGGCGUAUACAAGUCAGGGAGAACUGGAAGAUCUUCAUCAAGUUCCUGGAAUUCAAGCUGAGCAAACCCAAUGAUUGUGAAACUAAUUUUCUGGACUUUUUCCCCGAACAGACCGUCAUGCCUUUAAGAGUAAAGAACUUUUGCGGGUCGGCGGGCGAGAGUAUUACGGCGGAGUCGAAUAUUCUACAUUUGCGAUUCUACGCAGAUCCCAAUGCGAUUAACUCAACCUUUGGUAUUCUGUAUACGGCGUUCCGGGAUAAAGGAGCAGCCUGCACUGUGGAUGAAUACGAUUGCGACGACGCGACCUGCAUUUCAAAGGAUUUGGAAUGUAAUCAGCUUGACAAUUGUAAAUUUCGAUGGGACGAGGAGAAUUGUGGGACUGAAACCCAAGGGCAGUCGGAGCAUGUGAUCAUCAUAGUGGUUGUUUUUGGACUGAUACUCGGCGGCAUGGUAAUGACCUUCAUCGUCAACUGCAUCCGCAAGAUAAUACGCGAUCAGAAGAUAAUUCGGGAGCACAUCCGGGAGUCCAAGGAGAGCAAGCUGGACGAGAUGGGUCGCAACUCCAAGGCCCGUUCGCGGGAGAACAUCUCCAGGCAAAAACACUCGCAAACAUCGCUGCAGAUCUUGGACGACGUCUCGAACCGAUACUACCGCGAGGCAGUGCCCCUCUCGACGGCCUCCAGCAAGGCGGACUUCAAGGACAAGGAGCACAGCAUCCUGCGCCGGCAUGCGGACAUGGCCCAAACGAGCCUCGGCGGCGACGACGGGGAGUCCAGCUCGACCACCACAGCGACCCACGAGAUGAUGACGAAGGCCUCGAUGUCCGCCGCUCCCAUUGGUGCCUGCGACAUGGGCUGCCAAACGAGGGAAUCGCUAUUUGUCAACAGUCCCGGAAUCGGACCCUCGCCCGGAUCCGGACCCCCACCCGGAAUGGGCGGUGUUGCUAUAGGCGGACUAGUAGCUGCUGGUCCUGGCGGCGGAGUUGCCACUUUAAUGAGACAAAAGUCCAGCUCCUCGUCCCUGGGCGGUGGCAGUGGAGUGGGCGUGGUGGCGACAAUGAUGCCGCCGCCACCGCCGAGAUUCUUCUCCACCUUCGGCUAUGAGCCGUCGCCGGCCGUAGGGCACGGAGGUACGCUGACACGGCGCAGCAUGCAACAUCCCCAGCAGCAGCAGCAACAGCAGAUGAUUGUGCCGCGCCAGGAGUCCCUGGAGCUGGAGGAGCGGCACAGUGGACGUUCGCACUAUGGCGGAUUGUUGGUGGCCUCAACGGCGAAGCCGCCACAGGAGAUCUGUCAUCACCACCAUCAGCAUCAGCAGCAGCAACAGCAACAACAGCAACAGCAGCAAAGGAUGCAUCAUGCUCAUCCUGUACAUCCACAUCCACCGACAGUGGCCGCCCGCUUGCCGGUGAUGAAAGGACAUGGCGUGGGAAUCGUUCCAGGACAGACAACGAUCCUGCCUGGCGGCGGCGGCAACAAGCAGCUGCAGCAGCAACAGCAGCAGCAACAUCAGGCGCCCAAGAACGAGGAGUCGAAAGUGUUCAUCGACAUACGGAAUUCAGCACCAGACGUGAUUAUCAUGACGUCCCAUUGACAUUUAAGGAUUGCCCGCCAAUCAGCAAAAAAAACAACAACAACAAGGAAGUCAGGAGGCAGGAGAAAAAGGAGCAACCGAAAGGACAACAGGAAGAGCAACAACAACUGGACAUUGGCCAACAUAUUAACCGCAGCCGCAGCGUCGCUGAUGACACAACAAGGACGAAAUGGCGCGAAGAAGGACACAAGGGAGGACGCCGGUAGGAAACAACGGAAACGCUUUGCAAUCAGCCAGGAGGGCGUCGAGGCCGGAAGGACUUGUACACCACCACCCCAAUCACCCACAGACCAUCCAACCCGACCAACUGCAUCCUGUUUUUUUGCAUCCUGCAGGACUCGUUUCGCACUUCCUUUAUGGCCAUUCGACGCCUUGUUUUUAAAGGCCACUCUUUAAAUGGCCAUCCGAGCACUUGCCAAGGAAAUUAACGAAAUGAAUCCUUUUGAAACUUCUGGUUCGUUUAAAACAAUUUUAAAACUUUUGCCAUAACUAUUCUGGCGCAAAGUUUAUAACGCGAUUAUAUGGAAUUUAUUUUCACACUUAUCGGUUGGCAAAAACCAGCUCCCCCCUACCAGCCUCACUCCCCAGCCAAAUCAAUAACAAAAUAAUAACAAUGCAGGUAUUUUGUUGAUGUUUUAAACUGUUACGUUUAUAUUAUUGGUAGAAGAGAUCCUUUUUUUUCAAUUCUCUAAGGAUUAUUGAAUAUUUAUAACAUUUUGUUGGAAGCAUCCUUUAAAGGAUAUUUCAAGAGAAAUUAGUUACAAUUGAUUGGUUUAGUUUAUAGGAAUAUUUUUGUUUUUUAAUUAAAAGAUAUUGA